Molecule: messenger RNA, 4017 nt
Organism: Sardina pilchardus (European sardine)
Lineage: Eukaryota; Metazoa; Chordata; Actinopteri; Clupeiformes; Clupeidae
Gene: rps6ka3b
Product: ribosomal protein S6 kinase, polypeptide 3b
Exons: 22
Coding region: 290-2503 (737 amino acids)
Biological process (GO): intracellular signal transduction; peptidyl-serine phosphorylation
Molecular function (GO): ATP binding; magnesium ion binding; protein serine/threonine kinase activity
Source: RefSeq, a predicted model, not a curated record
CAUAUUGGGAAAAACGGAAGUGGGUGCGAUUGGGUUCAUGAAACAGAAAGAGCGCAGACAGUCAGUGGAAACAAGGUACAGUGACACAGGGGCAGAAGUGGAGGGGAGGGAACUUCCGAAUUAUUGCCUACGCUAGAGGGUGUUUUUACGUUUGUUUUCCCUCGUCGAGGACAGCCCACAUCUGAAGAAACAGUGACUUUUCCGCUUUUUAAGUCAUCUCGGAAGCGUCGACAAGCAGAAAAAUUACCCAUUUCUCUACUGCUGGAUUGUCCAACUUGAAGCUGUGAAGAUGCCGUUGGCUCAACUAGCUGACCCUUGGCGAAAGAUGGCACUGGCGAGUGCAACGAGCGAGGAUUCCCAUCAUGUCCUGGAGGAUUCCAUGGGGGAUGAUGACACUUUGUCAUGUAACGAGGAAGUGACCGUGAAGGAGAUCAGCAUCACACACCACGUGAAGGAAGGCUCGGAGAAGGGCGACCCACGGCAGUUUGAGCUGCGCAAAGUCCUGGGGCAGGGAUCUUUUGGAAAGGUUUUCCUGGUAAAGAAGGUAACUGGACCAGAUGCUGGACAGCUCUAUGCCAUGAAGGUGCUGAAGAAAGCCACCCUCAAAGUUCGUGACCGGGUGAGGACGAAGAUGGAGAGAGACAUCUUGGUUGAAGUGAACCAUCCCUUUAUCGUCAAACUGCACUAUGCAUUCCAAACAGAAGGGAAGCUUUAUCUGAUCCUAGACUUCCUGCGAGGAGGGGAUCUUUUUACCCGCCUAUCAAAAGAGGUGAUGUUCACGGAGGAGGACGUGAAGUUCUACCUGGCGGAGCUGGCCUUGGCCCUGGACCACCUGCACGGGCUGGGCAUCAUCUACAGAGACCUCAAGCCCGAGAACAUCCUCCUGGAUGAAGAGGGGCACAUCAAGCUGACUGAUUUCGGCCUCAGUAAGGAGUCCAUUGACCACGAGAACAAGGCCUACUCUUUCUGCGGGACGGUGGAGUAUAUGGCCCCAGAGGUGGUCAACCGGAGAGGACACACGCACAGCGCGGACUGGUGGUCUUACGGCGUUCUCAUGUUUGAAAUGCUAACCGGCACGUUGCCCUUCCAAGGCAAGGAUCGCAAGGAAACCAUGACCAUGAUCCUGAAGGCCAAGCUGGGGAUGCCACAGUUCCUGAGUCCAGAAGCUCAGAGCCUCCUGAGGAACCUGUUCAAAAGGAACCCGUCCAACAGACUCGGGGCCGGCCCAGAUGGAGUGGAGGAGAUCAAGAGGCAUUCGUUCUACUCCAACAUCGACUGGAAUAAAUUAUUCCGACGAGAGAUCCAUCCGCCGUUUAAGCCUGCUGCAGGGCGAGCGGAUGACACAGUCUACUUUGACCCAGAAUUCACAGCGAAAACUCCCAAAGACUCUCCAGGUGUGCCUCCCAGUGCCAACGCCCACCAGCUCUUCAGAGGCUUCAGCUUCGUGGCCAUCACCUCUGAGGAUGAGGGCCAGACACUGCCCAGCAACACCAUAGUACAGAUGCCUCAGCUGCACAGAAACACGUCCCAGUUUGCGGAGGCGUACGACAUGAAGGAGGACAUCGGCGUGGGCUCCUACUCCAUCUGCAAGCGCUGCAUCCAGAAGAGCUCGGGCACCGAGUACGCCGUCAAGAUCAUUAAUAAGGCCAAGAGGGACCCUGCAGAGGAGGUGGAGAUUCUGCUGCGCUACGGCCAGCACCCCAACAUCAUCACUCUCAAAGAUGUGUACGAUGACGGGCGCUCAGUGUACUUGGUGACGGAGCUGCUGAAAGGUGGAGAGCUGCUGGACAAGAUCCUGCGCCAGAAGUUCUUCUCCGAGAGAGAGGCCAGCGCUGUCCUGCACACCAUCACCAAGACCAUGGAGUACCUGCACAGUCAAGGGGUGGUGCACAGGGAUCUGAAGCCCAGCAACAUUCUGUACGUGGACGAACUGGGCAACCCGGAGUCCAUCCGGAUCUGUGACUUCGGAUUCGCUAAGCAGCUCCGCGCCGAGAACGGGCUCCUGAUGACCCCGUGCUACACCGCUAACUUCGUCGCCCCAGAGGUGCUGAAGAAGCAGGGCUAUGAUGCCGCCUGCGACAUAUGGAGUCUGGGAGUCCUGCUCUACACCAUGCUGACAGGCUUCACUCCAUUUGCUAAUGGUCCUGAGGACACUCCGGAAGAGAUCCUGGCUCGGAUCGGGAGCGGCAAGUUUUCCCUGACGGGCGGUUACUGGAACUCGGUCUCAGCCGAGGCAAAGGACCUGGUGUCUAAGAUGCUGCAUGUGGACCCUCACCAGAGACUGACUGCAGCUCAGGUGCUACGACACCCCUGGAUCGUCCACAAGGACCAGCUGCCCAAGUACCAGCUCAACAGACAAGACGCUCCUCACUUAGUCAAGGGCGCCAUGGCAGCAACCUACUCUGCCCUCAACAGGAACAUAACUCCAGUUCUGGAACCCGUGGGUUGUUCCACUCUUGCUCAGCGUAGGGGGGUCAAGAAACUCACCUCCACAGCCCUCUGAGCUGCCCGCCCCUACCUUCCCGUUGGACUCUCCCUAACUCACCUCUCUCCGGGUGUAAGCUGGGCACAGCCACUGAACCGGACCUGAAGGCCACCGGAUGCUACUGCACACGUCCUGCACUCGUCCUGCCCCCUGAUGCCAAAUAGAGCCAGAACUGAACCAGAACUGAAGCCCAUUGGUCUCCACCGGACUCCCUCUUGCCUGCCUGUAACCUGAGAGACCCAAUCAGCCCUCGCUUGUAGAACCACUACUGCCUGCCUCCAGCCGUCAGGCAGACAGCAUCAGGACGUGUCUUAGCGGCGGAGAGAGCAGCUAGGUAUAUAUGCACAUCAUGCACGUAAAGACAUGCAGAAACCCUGCACCACAUACACCUGGAGGGUAGCGUAUAAUGCAAAUAUAUGAUUGUAUUGAUGGUGACUUGUCAAAAAGGAGACCUCACCAUGCAAAGCACAUCUGCCCCUCCGUGGAGCAGGAUUAUUUAGGCCCCUCCGUGGAGCAGGAUUAUUUAGGCUGAGCUGAGCAAGCGUUGAGGCCCCUGCUGGACGCGUUGCUUUAGGGGGUUGAUUGUACUCGUCCUCCUCCGAUGUCUCUGCUCUGCUCCUCCCGCUCCGUAGUGUCGUCUCUAGUUGACCUGGCCUCCGUGGGGCUCUGUUACCGAUCACAGGAACACAAACCUGAGCACUUACAGUGGCCGGCGAGAUAUGUUAAGAGUUCAGGCUUUUGAAGACUCCCUAAAUGUUAGACCCUUUCCCUGUAAACUGCUACGAGGGGGCUGCCCCUGUCAAAGCAGCACAUUGCCGUCAGUUCUGCCGGUCCCUGUAGAAAGAGGCUGACAACUGGAAGACUGAGAGAAAGACCAGAAACCAAUGACCCCCCCCAACCCCCCCCCCCCCCGGCGCGGAUCAGCUGUGCAGCACUGAAGUGGACGUGCGGAGGAGCUGUGCCACAUUCUAAUCCUGUGAUGCAGAACUGGAUCUAGUCACACACCAAGAGAACUCAGGUCUAUGUGAUGAAAUGCAAUGCAUUGUGUAACAGUGAAGUGACUCAAGCACACAGCAGUAUUGUCCAACCCCUCUGCUGCUCUCAGUGGAUGUCAACAGUAGGGAUGGAAUCACUCAGUGAAAGCAGAAUUACUUUUCAAGACAUAAAUGUAUUUUUAUAUAUGUGCAUGGAGUAGGUUGUAUAAUCAUUAUUAGUGGCAAAGGCGACGUGUGUGUAUGCUGUAUGUAUGUAUGUAUGUAUGUAUGUAUGUGUAUAUAUGCAGAACUGAGGGUUUUCUAUGAUUUCUACUGUGUUCCAACAGGUGUGUGAGUGACACACCUGUGUUAGGUGAGACAGGAGGGGUUGUGUCCUUUUUCCUUCGUGUCUCCCUACCUUGUCCUGAGGACUGCUGGAAAACUAUUAUUGCUUCUUGUCUAGGAAAGCUGCUACAGUUUGUCCCUCUUUUUUUGUAAAUGUAGUAAAAAAAAUAAAACUAAAGAUUUCUAUCUAAUAAAAAAGCUCUUAUGUAUGAA